Molecule: messenger RNA, 3861 nt
Organism: Balaenoptera acutorostrata (minke whale)
Lineage: Eukaryota; Metazoa; Chordata; Mammalia; Artiodactyla; Balaenopteridae
Gene: BCHE
Product: butyrylcholinesterase
Exons: 4
Coding region: 10-1941 (643 amino acids)
Biological process (GO): acetylcholine catabolic process; choline metabolic process
Cellular component (GO): plasma membrane
Molecular function (GO): acetylcholinesterase activity
Source: RefSeq, a predicted model, not a curated record
UUGAUUGUAAUGUCAGUGCAGUCCAAUUUGCAGGCUGGAGCAGAAGCUGCUUACUGCAUUUCCCUGAAGUAUUAUAUGAUUUCCAUUCCUUGUAAACUUUAUCAUCUUCAUUGCAGUGGGUCGGAAACCAAUAUGCAGAGCAAGGGUACAAUCAUAUACAUCAGAUUUCUCUUGCGGUUUCUUCUGCUCUGGGUGCUCUUUGGGAAGUCACACACUGAAGAAGACGUCAUAAUUGCCACCAAGAAUGGAAAAGUCAGAGGGAUGAACUUGCCAGUUCUUGGGGGCACAGUAACAGCCUUUCUUGGAAUCCCCUAUGCACAACCACCUCUUGGUAGACUUCGAUUCAAAAAGCCACAGUCCUUGACCAAGUGGCCCAAUAUUUGGAAUGCCACAAAAUAUGCAAAUUCUUGCUAUCAGAACACAGAUCAAAGUUUCCCAGGCUUCCUUGGAUCAGAGAUGUGGAACCCAAACACUGACCUCAGUGAAGACUGUUUAUAUCUGAAUGUGUGGAUUCCAGCACCUAAACCAAAAAAUGCUACUGUCAUGGUAUGGAUCUAUGGUGGUGGUUUUCAGACCGGGACAUCAUCUUUGCAUGUUUAUGAUGGCAAGUUUCUGGCACGGACUGAAAGAGUUAUUGUGGUUUCAAUGAACUAUAGGGUGGGUGCCCUAGGAUUCUUAGCUUUACCGGGAAAUCCUGAGGCACCAGGAAACACGGGCUUAUUUGAUCAACAGCUGGCCCUUCAGUGGGUCCAAACAAAUAUAGCAGCCUUUGGUGGAAAUCCUAAGAGUGUAACUCUCUUUGGAGAAAGUGCAGGAGCAGCUUCAGUUAGCCUUCAUUUACUUUCUCCUAGAAGCCACCCAUUGUUUACCAGAGCCAUUCUGCAAAGUGGAUCCUCUAAUUCCCCUUGGGUAGUGACAUCUCUUUAUGAAGCUAGGAACAGAACAUUGACUUUAGCUAAAUUUAUUGGUUGCUCUAGAGAAAAUGAGACUGAGAUAAUCAAAUGUCUUCGAAAUAAAGAUCCCCAGGAAAUUCUUCUGAAUGAAGUAUUUGUUGUCCCUUAUGGUACGCUCUUGUCAGUAAACUUUGGUCCAACUGUGGAUGGUGAUUUUCUCACUGACAUGCCAGACACACUACUCCAACUUGGACAGUUCAAAAAAACCCAGAUCUUGGUGGGUGUUAACAAAGAUGAAGGGACAGCAUUUUUAGUAUACGGUGCUCCUGGUUUCAGCAAAGAUAACAAUAGUAUUAUAACUAGAAAAGAAUUUCAAGAAGGUUUAAAAAUAUUUUUUCCGGGAUUGAGUGAAUUUGGAAAGGAAUCGAUCCUUUUCCACUACAUGGACUGGUUAGAUGAUCAGAGAGCUGAAAACUACCGUGAGGCCUUGGAUGAUGUUGUUGGGGAUUAUAAUAUCAUAUGCCCUGCCUUGGAGUUCACCAAAAAGUUCUCAGAUAUGGGAAACAAUGCCUUUUUCUACUAUUUUGAACACCGAUCUUCCAAACUCCCUUGGCCAGAAUGGAUGGGAGUGAUGCAUGGUUAUGAGAUUGAAUUUGUCUUCGGUUUACCUCUGGAAAGAAGAGUUAAUUACACAAAAGCUGAGGAAAUUUUGAGUAGAUCCAUUAUGAAACGCUGGGCAAAUUUUGCAAAAUAUGGAAAUCCAAAUGGGACCCAAAACAAUAGUACAAGAUGGCCUGUCUUCAAAAGCAAUGAACAAAAAUAUUUAACCUUGAAUACAGAGUCACCAAGAGUAUACACUAAACUACGUGCUCAACAAUGCAGAUUCUGGACACUAUUUUUUCCCAAAGUCUUGGAAAUGACAGGAAAUAUUGAUGAAGCAGAACGAGAAUGGAAAGCAGGAUUCCAUCGGUGGAACAAUUACAUGAUGGACUGGAAAAAUCAAUUUAAUGAUUACACUAGCAAGAAAGAAAGCUGUGCAGGUCUCUAAUUAAUAGAUUUACCCUUUAUUGAACAUUCUUCUUCCGGUAGAUUAAGGCAAAAAUAUCUCUUACACACCUGGUAAGAAAGCUAUUAUAUAGCUGAUGCAAAAAUGCCAGAAGGAUAAUAUUGAUUUCUCACAUCUUUCACUUAGUAUUGUACCUAGCAUUUCAAAACCCAAAUGGCUAGAACAAGUUUAAUUACAUUUCACAUUAUAAAGUUUCACAAUUAAUUAUAUGCAUAUUAAAACAAUUUGCAGCUUCAAACUCUCUCUUUCCUGAAUAACUUUAAGAUUUUUUUUCCCUAAAAAGUAUCUGUGUUCUUUUUCCAGUCUCAACUUUAUUUUCAUUACCACUCAUAAAAGGUAUCUUUUAAAAAUGGAUAAGGUCUUGAAACAUUAGAUACUAUAAUUUACAAUAUUACUUCCUUUAAUUAAUUUAUGCAUUUAAUGUUAAUAUGAUAUAUUAAAACAAACAGAAAAUAAUUGGCUGCUUUGUUUUUUUAUAUAAAGGCAAGAGAAUUUAUUUAUUUAAGAGAAUCUUAAAAUAACAGACUUGGUCACUUGGAAACACCUUAUGAUAAAAACAAAAUGUUACUACCAAGAGACAAAAUGUAAAAGAAUAUAAUUAUUUAUAUUUUGUAUUUUUUAAAAAUAUGUAUGCUUGGAGUCCUCAAAUUAUAUUCCUCAUUCUUUCAACUCUUUUUUUCCUCACCUCCCCACUCCCCAACUCUCCUCAAACAUGCCCACAUGUAAAUUACUCUUCCGGUAACUCAAAAAUUAAAAAAUGUGGGUGAGCAGAAGUCUAAAUGAACAAUUUCAGAAGUCACGUACCAUCUGGAAUAAGGGAACCCUUGGCUGGACCCAGAAAUGUCAGGAUUUUAGUAGAGAAAUUGUUCAAUUCCAAAAAAGAAAUGAUUAUACUUUCUGCAGACAAACUAUAUUGUUUUAAUAAUUUAAAAAAUUACAAAUUUGCAUUUACUAACUUGAAUGUCAAGAGAACACAUCCCAUGAAUAAAUUCACUGUCUUUCACUAAAGGGGAGAAGUCAGGGGAUUUUAAAUCCCAGGAAAGGGCAAUACUGUUGAUUAUGCUAAUUAAGCAUUGAAAACUAGCACUCAGGAUAGGAUAAAGUGAGUCUAUCCGUCUGUAGACUGUUGGUUAACGCAGUCUCAUUAUUCAUUGGUCAUAAGUAUGUCUAUAGUUAGAUCCAAUAUAGGUCUGCCAUCCUCAUCAAAUUGUCACUCAAAGAUCAUGGUAUUUUAUCAAAUUCAGCUGAUUAAAGAGAGUUGUUAUACAAGCCAAGUUAGUUCAUUUCAGUGCUGCUGUAAAUGUACAUUUUGCUUUAUAUUUCUUCCCUCAUCCUGAGAUGAAGAAAAAAACCAUACAAAGGAUAGACAAAUUAUCUGGCUUUCCAUUCUACACCACCAUCUUCAUUUCAGGGACCAUUCCCCUAGGAUCUAUUAUGUUUUCUGAAUCACCUGAGCCUCCUUUUUAGGUAGAACCCUCCUACAUAUGAAAUAACUGGAUGAUACCUGUUCAACAGCAUUAAAGACCCUUUAAAAGUUCUCUUAAUGAGAGCAAUAAUGAGGAAAACAUAACUAAUGUUUGUAGAAUACCUGUAACCUCCUUCAUAUGACAAAUGCAGUCAUAUGAAAAGAUCCCAUGGACCACUUUGUCCUACCUUGGACAACAAAUUGCUUCAUUCUUGAAUUUUAACUAGAACACCUCUUGACUUACUCUGAAGCUUUUAUCCAUGAGUUUAUUUUGCUUUACUCUGUCUUAUCCUUGGUCUGAAAUCUCAUCAUUAGAGUUACCAAUUCAUGAGACGAUAAUAAAGCAGUAGGAGUGACAGUGAUUUUAGAAGUGAAUGCUAACACAACCAUGCACACACAACACAAAAACUCAUUUAUCUCACUAAAAAAUAAAAGGC